AUGACCAUGUUGCCAGAUUUCCAACGCUUUGAAGCGCAGAGCCGCCGUUCGACUGUAUUCAGCUCGAAGGGUGUCGUCGCAUGCUCGCAGCCGCUCGCGGCUUCGGCCGGCAUGACCAUUUUACGCCAGGGAGGAAAUGCCGCCGACGCAGCUGUGGCCAUGGCUGCGGCACUGAAUGUGACUGAGGAGAGGCGCGUGCGUGCGGUGAAUGGGUCGGGACGGAGCCCGAAGGCUCUAACCCUGCAAAAGGCUGGCGAGCUCGGCCUCACGGGCCAGCGUAUCCCGUACGAGAAUGCCAAUGCUGUCACUGUCCCCGGUGCAGCGGCUGGUCUCGUGGAGAUCCAGGAGCGUUUUGGUGGUGGAAAGCUCUCGCUGUCCGAGGUGCUUGCCCCGGCCAUUGCGCUCGCUGAGGAUGGAUUCCCUGUGCACCAGAUGAGCUCGUACGAAUGGGUCGACUUUGAGCCGCGCCUCCAGCAGGUCGCUGCUGAGCCCCAGAGCGGAGACUCGUACCCUUUCCUCAUUGAUGGCAAGGCGCCGCGCCCAGGACAGUUUUUCUCCAAUCCCGACCUCGCCAAGACUCUCCGCCGCCUCGGCAAGGAGGGCAAGGAUGCAUUCUACAAGGGCGAGGUGGCGCAGAAGAUUGUCGACGCGAUCACGAGCCGUGGCGGUGUCAUGACCCUUGAUGAUCUGGCCGCACAUGCGACCGACUUUGUCGAGCCCAUCUCGUAUACAUACGGCGAGAACGAGCAGCUUACAGUACACGAGUGCCCUCCAAACGGGUCUGGUCUGGCCGCCCUCAUCGCCCUAGGUAUCAUCGACACCCUGCGGAUGGACGGUAUUGUUGACUUUGCAACGAUGGAGGAGGGAAGCGUCGAGUGGUUCCACACGCUCAUCGAGGCGCUCCGCCUGGCAUUUGCCGAUGUGCACGCCCACACUGGUGACCCGGACUUUGUCAAGGUGCCCGUGGAGCAGAUUCUGUCUAGGGACUACCUCCGCCAGAGGGCGCGUCUGUUCAACCCCCAGGGCACGGCAAAGGUCAGCGCGGGUGCGCCUCCGUCUAGCGACACGGUUUACUUGACUGCUGCGGACUCGGAGGGCAACGCCAUGUCAUUUAUCAUGAGCAACUUCCUAGCGUUUGGCACGGCAAUCGUUCCCAACGGGUGUGGCUUCACGCUGCAAUCCCGCGGAUCGGCGUUCAGCCUCGACCCCGCCUCGCCGAACCGACUGGAGGGCGGCAAGCGCCCCUUCCACACCAUUAUCCCGGCCAUGGUGACGCGCGGUGACGAGCUGUUUAUGUCUUUUGGUGUCAUGGGUGGAGCAAUGCAGCCCCAGGGUCAGGUACAGGUGCUUCUGAACCUGCUGCAUAACGGUCGGCAGCCGCAGCUCGCCCUCGACGCUAAGCGUUUCCUCAUUGGUGGAACAGGGCUGUGGCAGUCCAAGGACCCAUACUACAACACUUGUGUCGCGAUCGAAGACGGUGUGUCCGAGGAAGUGAUCAAGGCGCUCGAAAAGCUGGGACACCAGAUCCAGCGCGUCAAGGGCUCGGACCAGAUCUUCUUUGGUAAGGGCCAGGUCAUCCUCCGCACGGUUGAUGAGCGCACAGGCAAGACGGUGUGGGCCGCCGGCAGUGACUACCGCGGUGACGGGUGCGCUAUUGCCCAGUUCUAG
Messenger RNA from Cutaneotrichosporon cavernicola, 1668 nucleotides. RefSeq lists its product as uncharacterized. Lineage: Eukaryota; Fungi; Basidiomycota; Tremellomycetes; Trichosporonales; Trichosporonaceae. The transcript is spliced from 6 exons. Bases 1 to 1668 code for a protein of 555 amino acids. The record is from RefSeq and is a predicted model, not a curated record.